AUGGAGCUCAAUCCGGAUCUCUAUACCGUGGCAUGGAUCGCCCCGCUGGAGAUAGAAGCAAAAGCAGCCUUGUUUAUGCUGGAUAACCGCCACCAAGGCCUGUUUACGUGGAGCCCUGGCCAUGACUACUUGUUCCAUGCCGGUGAUAUCGUCGGACAUAAUGUGAUCAUUGCUACUCUACCCGCUGGCCAGGAAUGCACCACUAGCUCAGCCGCGGCUCUCGCCAGCCAGAUAAAAAUUAUUUUCCUCAAUAUACGAUUUGGGCUGUUGGUUGGUGUUGCGUCCGGGAUUCCGAAUCUCUCAAAAACUCCACCGUGUGAUAUCCGUCUUGGAGAUGUUCUCGUGGCACUUCCGGACGGGGAAAGUGCUGGUAUUGUUGCAUAUCAACUAGGGAAGGAGACAAAGUAUGGAUUUCAGUUACUGCACGGGGGACAUAUGUUACCUAGGACCGAAACCAUUAUCAGGUCAGCAAUUGGGAAAAUCAAGAUCGAGGCACCGGAUGACGCGGACAUGUUCUUGCCAUUCUACAGGAGUAUGCAAGACAAAAGUCAUGAAAAUGGCAUAUUUCUCGAUCCGGGGCAAGAUCGAGACAAACUCUAUGCGAUUUACGAAGAUGGAGUCGAACGCGCUGUUAAUCGGAAACAGCGACCAGACUCGGAGCGCACACGAGUAUGGUAUGGACCUCUUGGGUCCGGGGACAAUCUAAUGGAGAAUGGCGAAAAGAGAAACGAGUUGCGAAACAAAUAUAAUAUCAUUGGUCUAGAAACGGGGGCCGCUGGCACGAUGAACCAGAUUCCAGUUGGAGUUAUUCGAGGGGUUUGUGAUUAUGGAGAUGAACGUAAAAACAAGGAAUGGCAGCCAUAUGCCUCGGCCAUGGCAGCAGCUUAUGCCAAAGCAGUUUUAUAUGAGAUAUUACCAAGAAGGGGAAUAACUCACCCUAUCUUUACGUCCAGAUCUGAUUCUGGAAUAUCUGUUUAG
Talaromyces rugulosus is the source of this 978-nucleotide messenger RNA. RefSeq lists its product as uncharacterized. Gene Ontology annotation, biological process: nucleoside metabolic process. The record is from RefSeq and is a predicted model, not a curated record. The coding region runs from base 1 to 978 and encodes 325 amino acids. Gene Ontology annotation, molecular function: catalytic activity. The transcript has a single exon. NCBI's taxonomy places the organism in Eukaryota, Fungi, Ascomycota, Eurotiomycetes, Eurotiales, Trichocomaceae.